Messenger RNA from Sardina pilchardus (European sardine), 1245 nucleotides. RefSeq names its product smoothelin a (gene smtna). Gene Ontology annotation, biological process: actin cytoskeleton organization. NCBI's taxonomy places the organism in Eukaryota, Metazoa, Chordata, Actinopteri, Clupeiformes, Clupeidae. The record is from RefSeq and is a predicted model, not a curated record. Gene Ontology annotation, cellular component: filamentous actin; microtubule organizing center. The transcript is spliced from 9 exons. Gene Ontology annotation, molecular function: protein binding. Bases 330 to 1121 code for a protein of 263 amino acids.
CGCCAUUUCUCCACCUCCCAAGAGCCUCUUCCUGUCUCUUCACUUGUUUGGGGAGAGACUGCUGCAGACCCUCAAGGUCACUAGAGGUGUGGUUUCAGGAGGGGAAAACUGCCUCCUAGACCAGUUCCCAAGCAGGAGAGUGGAGAGGGCAGCACAGCUGGUGAACCCCUUGUGAUCGCACAGAACUUUCAGGGACCGCAAGCUUGACCAUUCCUGAAGGAAAAGUGGACACCAUCACCACUGAGGAGGGUAAUCCAGUUCAGGAGUGGAAGGUGUGACACACCAUCUGGAUUUACAAAUUAACAACAUUCUUGGACUGAGAGCUGGCGAUGGAGGCGGGACCAGACGCUCAGGCAGCCCCACGCAGUGGCCCACUCACCAGCGAACAGCUUGCGGCCAUCGAUGACGAGCAGACCCUUAAUGACAUGCUGGACAAGACCGAGGAUUUUGAGCAGAGGCGAAUGAUUCGUGCUGCACUGAGGGACCUGCUAAAGAGGAAACGAGAACAGCGCGAGCGUGAGCGCGGGUCGAGGCAGAAGGACUUGCGUCAGCAGGGCGUGUGUCCUAGCGGUCCGGCGGGGAGUGCGACUAAAGGCCAGAAGGCUGCUAAUGGCCCCAGCUCUCCCCAGCAGCCACAGCAGAAGACGACAGUCAAAAUAUCAGCACCCUCCUCAUCCCGACCUGGCCCUAAGUCACCAGUCAGUCCAGGCAGCCCGUCCCAAGCUGAGCCCUGUUUCGGGGAGGCUGCCGUCCCCAACAGCAAGCACGUCAAGCAAAUGCUACUGGACUGGUGCCGGGCUAAGACGGAGCCCUACGAGGGUGUCAGUAUCCGCAACUUCUCGUCCAGCUGGGCGGAUGGUUUGGCAUUCUGCGCUCUAGUACACCGUUUUUUCCCAGAAGGCUUUGAGUACUGCACCCUUGACCCUUACGACCGCAAGGCCAACUUCGAGAAGGCUUUCAAGACUGCAGAAAAGCUGGGUGGCUGCCCUGCCCUGCUGGACGUGGAUGACCUGCUGCGGAUGAAGGAGCCCGACUGGAAGUGUGUGUACACUUACAUCCAGGAGUUCUACCGCUGCCUGGUGGAGAAGGGCCUGGUCAAGACCAAGAAGAAAACCCCGUAGAUGGACACUGCAUGGAGAGUAGCUGACCACUGGUGAAGGAGAGCAACGUGAGGAGAAAGAUAUUUUUCAUGAGAAUGCAUGCGAUCUUGACUGUGUCGAGUUUUAAAAAUAAAAUGCUUUUGAU